Molecule: messenger RNA, 1225 nt
Organism: Dendrobium catenatum
Lineage: Eukaryota; Viridiplantae; Streptophyta; Magnoliopsida; Asparagales; Orchidaceae
Exons: 2
Coding region: 194-1009 (271 amino acids)
Source: RefSeq, a predicted model, not a curated record
CGAUCGGGCGUUUUCCGUCGUAGAUUCCAAGCCGCAUUUCUAAAGCAGCGGGAAUGGUAUCUGUUCUGCAGUAAGCACUUCCAUUUGAGCAUCAUUACCUCUGGAUCGGGUCCAGAUUGAUCUUCUUCCCCAAGAUCCACGGGUUUCUUAAUUGCAAUUGCCAACCCUACUAGUGUUUCCCCAUUUCUCCACCAUGGAGGUGCACCUGAAAGAGCUUUUCACCAGAUUCCAGGAACAAUUUAGCUCUGGUCCCAGCCUUGGCCCGACUUCUGGAACUUGUCUCCUCAAGGUUGAGGGGAUUCCCACAGCUUUCAUCAAAUCCCUCUUUCGGGCCUCCGCUGCACUCUACCGCACUGAGCCAUGGAAGCGAAUUCGACCCUGCCACCUCUUUGGUGUUCGGAUUGGCAAAGAGUUUGAUUGGCCUGGCAAGAAACAACCUUUCCCUUGUGCCCAAUUCAUCGGCGGGGAUGGUGGUGAUCUUGGCUUUCACAUGUUCAAAUCUGACCUUGAUGCUCAAAAGAUGUCAGGGUUGUCGGAAACCAGUGUGCCUACCGAUGUUGAGCUUCUACGGGUUAUGUUCUUGCCUGAAUCCCUAUUGCUUCCUUCUACGAAGAGAAUGAUUAGAUCCUUAUCUUUGGAAGUAGAAACUGGUGAUAAGUUUCCAAUUAUAGAUGUUGCUCGUCGUACUUCGACUGGCAAUCGUUUCAGGAACCCUACGGCCGAGGAGCUUCGAUAUGUCUUUGCUUUCAUGAAAGCGAUCACCCUUUUGCACCCAUUUCUGCAAUUUGCUGACAAUGCAUUGUCAGGAAAGCGAAGAGUGAUCAAAUUUGAGCCUUUUAUCGAGACUGUGGAUGUUCAGUGGCCUCCUGAACUUCCAAGAGCUGGGGAAUUAGUUGCAGUCACUAUUUCUCAUCCGCCUGGCCAGGUCUAUCAGGAGAAGAAGCUGAAUUCACAAAAUUCAAUGCAAGCAGCAAAACAUGUAGAGGAAGAGGAGGAGAUUCCCCAAUAAGUAAACAAGUUUAUCCUGAUUUAUUUCUUUAUGUAUUUUGUUGGCCUGGCAAUGUUAAGUGUUAUUUCUUCUUGGAGUUGUUAUGAGUAAUCAGGAAAAUUUAUUUGCAAAUCAUGAAUUUAUGUACACUUUUCUCCAUUAUAUAUGUACUAGAAUGGGCACCAUGAAAUGCUUUUUUUUCUUCUUGUGGAGGAAAAAAAGCUAAUAACUUGGGUA